Molecule: messenger RNA, 776 nt
Organism: Trichoplusia ni (cabbage looper)
Lineage: Eukaryota; Metazoa; Arthropoda; Insecta; Lepidoptera; Noctuidae
Product: protein lethal(2)essential for life-like
Exons: 1
Coding region: 95-664 (189 amino acids)
Biological process (GO): protein refolding; response to heat
Molecular function (GO): protein folding chaperone
Source: RefSeq, a predicted model, not a curated record
AAAUACGGCGAGAGCCCGCGAAGCCGGCAGUUGAUUACUGAGAAAGUAUUCAGAGCAUUGCAAAGUGUAAACCAAACGAACAAAAUACGCCAAAAUGUCUGUGAUUCCAUACAUGCACGACCUUGAGAGGCCUUUCCGUAUGAUUGAGAGGGAAUUCUUCAGACCUGAUAACUUCUUCGGCUACUCGCCACUCAACCAGCUGAUGUUACGUGACUACGAGAAUUCGUUCCUCAAGCCCUGGGAGGACGCCUUCAGACCAUGGGAAAAUCUACUCAAACCGAUCGAACAGCUCUCUUCUGCAAUGAACCGGCUAGCUGUCAACGAAAUCGGGCAAAUAUCAUCUGACGACGAGAAAUUCCAAGUCAAUGUCGACGUGCAGCAUUUCGCUCCCGAAGAAAUUGAUGUCAAAGUUAUCAAUGGUCAAGUGAUUAUUGAAGGCAAACACGAAGAAAAAGAGGAUCAGCAUGGAUAUGUGUCGAGGCGGUUUGUUAGACGAUACGCUUUGCCGCAAGGGUGCUUGCCGGACACGGUGGAGUCAAAACUGUCGUCAGACGGAGUCCUGACCAUCACUGCACCAAAGGUCCUCGCCAUGCCAUCAACAGGAGAAAAGAUAGUCCCCAUCACGCACACAGGACCCGUCAAAAAACAGCUGUCUGAAAAGUGAAAUGAGUACAUCGCGAUCGUUGCACCUAGUCUGUAUAUAUGUAUCUUUAUGAUUUUUUUAAGACUGAUUUGAAUCUGUGCUAUAAUUAUUAAGUUUAUUUGAAAUAAAUACA